CGGAAGAGGCCGGAUGCCCGGGGCUGGGCUGGGGCUGUGCGCGCGGCUGAGGCGGCCUUCACAGUGUGGACCUGCCCUGCCCAGCACGGUCACCUGCUCUCUCGGAAUAGCGCAGUGAGCGAGGCGGACCGGGAAGCGCAGGGGAAGGAGUCCCGGAAAGAGCCCUGUUCUGGAGGAAAUGAGGCCGCUCUGUGGUAACAGAUCUGCACGGUCCAGGUAGUGAAUACUGACUGCUGGGAAAUAGAAGAGUACUUUUUGAACAAAAAAUAUGCCUCCCAAGUUCAAGCGCCACCUAAAUGAUGAUGAUGUCACUGGCUCUGUGAAAAGUGAAAGGAGAAAUCUUUUGGAAGAUGAUUCAGAUGAAGAAGAGGACUUUUUUCUAAGGGGACCAUCUGGACCAAGAUUUGGACCUAGAAAUGAUAAAAUUAAGCAUGUUCAGAAUCAGGUGGAUGAAGUUAUUGAUGUCAUGCAAGAAAAUAUCACAAAGGUAAUUGAAAGAGGGGAGAGACUAGAUGAACUACAGGACAAAUCAGAAAGCUUAUCGGAUAAUGCAACUGCUUUUAGCAACAGAUCCAAACAGCUUCGAAGGCAAAUGUGGUGGCGUGGAUGCAAAAUAAAAGCCAUCAUGGCAUUGAUUGCUGCUGUCCUUUUGCUAGUGAUUAUCAUUCUUAUAGUUGUGAGAUACCAUACUUGACUUGAUGGCAGAGCUCCUCAUUAAACAAGAUCUGGGACAAUAACAAUAACACAAGAUUGCUGCAUAAUUUAAAUGAAACUUAUGUAUAUAACUUUCAAUUUUUCUUUUUCAAGAAAGAGGCAAGUACCAUUUCAAAUUGGAACAUGGAGAAUGUUUCAGUUAUCUUCUUCCCGCCUGACAAAAUGUGCUUUGAGUAGUUAUAUUUAAGGCAAAGAUCUUUAUUUUGUUUUAUCCCAAGGAUCUAAUUUGAAACUAGAUACUUGCCAGCUCAUUAUUUGUAUAUAUUGUUAAACACUGAUACUUACAUUUUAGUGGCAGAGAAACUUGUAUUAUUGCUUUAAAGUGAGAGUCGGGGGGGGCGUCAGGAAGCCUAUGAAGAGUACCAAAUCAUUAUGCUACAGAGAUGCAUAGACAUCCCAUCAACAUGUGCAAGACUAUCACACUUCUCCUAUUAUAGUUGCUUUGUAGGCAGUUUCCACUUUCACUGCUGUGACAAAAGCGAAAUGUAAAUGUUUCUGCCUUCAGCUAUAACUAAAAACAUUCCAGUAAACCUGUUCUCACUGUGUAAGGAAAUGUGUUGUAAAUUUUUAGUGUUUACAUUAUGAAAAUGGAAAACAGUGUGAAUAACAUAGUAUGGUAUUAUAAAACUGGAAAUAAUAAAAUUAUUGGAGACUGUCACUGGAGUGUUUGAAAGUGAGCAGUAUACAGCUACCAGUCAUGGUCUACCUGGUUGUCAGUUAAAAUCCAAUAAAGAGGAAUUAAUUCUAAUGUAAGUGAAA
Molecule: messenger RNA, 1473 nt
Organism: Jaculus jaculus (lesser Egyptian jerboa)
Lineage: Eukaryota; Metazoa; Chordata; Mammalia; Rodentia; Dipodidae
Gene: Vamp4
Product: vesicle associated membrane protein 4
Exons: 8
Coding region: 269-694 (141 amino acids)
Biological process (GO): vesicle-mediated transport; Golgi ribbon formation
Cellular component (GO): membrane
Source: RefSeq, a predicted model, not a curated record